AUGAUGGAAAAAUCUUAUACUUUCCCGGACUAAUUGCUUGCCACCCUAUUCUAAACCAAACACUCCCUUAAACCAAUGGCGAGCCAUGAUUUAUAAGUAACUUAACAACAUUAUCAUCAUCACACUCAAAACCCUAAAUACCUUCUUCCGUACGCGUCGAUUGUUCUUCUUCACUUCAUUUACCAUUCCUCCUCAUCUGAAUCUGCGGUUGCUGCAAACAACUCCUUUGCAUGUUGCUCGCGAAAUCUAUGGAAUCUUUCCAUGGGCUUGAAGAGGCUAAAAAGUAUGAUCACACUGUUUUGGGUGUCAAACAAGAGCUUAUUAUUCAACAUGAGUGGAGCCCGGGAAGCUGGUUUUUUCUUCCACACGGCGCACAUAUCUACAACAAACUCAUGGACUUAAUUCGAAAUCAAUACUGGAACAGAGGUUAUCAAGAGGUUAUAACGCCUAAUGUCUUCAACAUGGAUUUAUGGGCACAAGCAAAAUCUAAUAAAGAGGAUAUGUUUGUCUUACAGAUUGACAAACAAGAGUUUGGAUUGAAACCAAUGAAUUGCCCAGGGCACUGCUUGGUGUUUAAGCACAAGGUUCGAUCAUAUAGAGAGCUUCCGAUUCGUUUUGCUGAUUUUGGGGUUUUGCAUCGUAAUGAGGCCAGUGGUGCCUUGAGUGGAUUGACACAUGCUAGGAGAUUUCAAAAGGAUGAUGCACACAUUUUCUGCAGGGAGUCCCAGAUAAAAGAUGAAGUCAAGAAAGCCUUGAAUUUCAUAGAUGAUGUCUAUCAAAUAUUUGGUUUCACGUAUGAACUGAAACUUUCAACGAGGCCAGCGAAAUGCCUUGUAGAUAUUGGAAAGUGGGAGAUGACUGAAAAUGCUCUCAGGGAAGCUUUGGAUGAGUUUGGCAAGCCAUGGCAGGUGAAUAAAGACGAUGGUGCAUUCUAUGGACCAAUGAUAGACAUUGGUGUAUAUGAUUCAUUGAAUAGGAAAUUUCAAUGUGGUUCUCUACAGCUUGACUUUCUGCUUCCUAAUAGGUUUAAGUUAGAAUUCUCUACCGAGGAUGAAGCCAAAAUUGAGAGACCUGUUAUGAUACACAGAUCCAUUCUAGGAUCUGUGGAAAGCAUGUUUGCCAUACUUUUAGAGCACUACAAGGGUAAAUGGCCCUUCUGGCUCAGUCCUCGUCAAGCAAUUGUGUGCCCUGUGUCCAAGAAAUCACAUGCUUAUGCAAUGCAGGUACGCGAUCAGAUCCAUCUAGCAGGGUAUCAAGUAGAUGCUAUUACAACUGAUAUGAAGAUUCAGAAGAAGGUACAAGAAGCUCAGUUAGCACAAUACAAUUACAUCUUGGUUGUUGGAGAAGAGGAAGCUAAUACUGGACAGGUGAGUGUACAAGUCAGGGAUAAGGCAGACCAUGGCGUUAUGAGUAUCGAUAACCUGCUCGAACACUUCAGAGAAGAAGUUGCAGCUUUCCACUGAUAAUUUGCUUGUGAAAACUGUUCAAACAAGUUUAUACACCAAUAACUUUCUAGUCAUACUCAUAUCUGUGUGCAUUAUUUACAUUUCAACUUGACUAAUUAACAAUGAUGUUGCUCAUGUAGUAUAUGCUUAGAGUGAUUGGUGUUAUUUAUUAUUUACUAUUGAGUGACAA
This is a messenger RNA of Trifolium pratense (red clover), 1635 nucleotides long. Its product is annotated as threonine--tRNA ligase, mitochondrial 1-like. Gene Ontology annotation, molecular function: ATP binding; threonine-tRNA ligase activity. Gene Ontology annotation, biological process: threonyl-tRNA aminoacylation. The transcript is spliced from 14 exons. Bases 231 to 1463 code for a protein of 410 amino acids. Gene Ontology annotation, cellular component: mitochondrion; cytoplasm; chloroplast. Lineage: Eukaryota; Viridiplantae; Streptophyta; Magnoliopsida; Fabales; Fabaceae. The record is from RefSeq and is a predicted model, not a curated record.